AUGAGUCUCAUAAACCCUAAUUCUAAUGCGCCAGAGUCCUCUUCGGCUUCUUAUUCACACGACAUGGAAGCUUCAACUCCAUUCUCAAACAUACCUAAUGACAUCAUUCGACAUAUAUUUUUGCAGUUGCCGAUGAAGUUUGUCAUCCGGUGCCAGUGCGUAUGUAAACUGUGGCGUUCAUUGAUAGACGACUCAGAUUUCAAGCUCUUGUAUCGUGGACAACAACGAGUGAUCUUCCUCUCUCACGAAUAUUCCACACGCCAAGAUUCCGGAUUCGAGGUUAAAUCUACAAGCCAUGAUCUUCGUCUUCAAACGCAUAAAUUUCCGUUGGGAGAGGCCUAUCCAUACCAUUUUAGAGUUUUGUGUUCUUGCAACGGGUUUGCUGUUCUGGUGGUUAUGAGAGAGAUUUGGUUGUGGAACCCGACCACCACCAGGUGUUCGACGAAAGUGCUCGAGUCGCCAUAUCGGGCGAAGUUAAAUCCGAAUCUCUUUGGAGGGCUAUGCUACGACUCCUGCACUAGAGAUUAUAAGGUCGUCCUAUCACUUCGCCCCAUAAAACCUGGUCAUGAUUAUGGCUAUCCACUUCUCAUCUCUGCUAGCCUCAACCACAAAGAGUGGCGACCGGUUCAGUUCCCUUGUAACUUGGUUUCUGCCCGGGGCGGCAUUGAGUUUCGCAAUACAUUCCAUUGGUGGGCAAGUGAUAUCAAAGAUUGGGAUAGGGAUAGAGAUUACUUGUGGGCAGCUGGUAGGAAUAGGAUCGUAUACUUUGAUCCUGUGCAUGAUGAAUUCAGAAUCUUGCCCACCCCCGAACUGGGGCGCGGAAGAGAAAACUCGAUAGUCGGGUUGGGGGUUAUAGAUGAGUGUUUAUGCAUGGCGUCAUUCAUGGUUCGGGAAGGGGAUGAACCCAACAUGAAAACGAUACAAGUAUUGAUUAUGAAGGAAUAUGGCAAACAAGAAUCAUGGAUGAAUGUUUUUGCUAUCAGAAUGCCUCAUUACCUUGAAAACAUUUAUGAGAGUUAUGAUUUAACAUUCUAUUCUCAAAAAAAGAAUGCACAAGAAGUAUUAUUCCUGCAUACUGCAGGUUUGACCACCAGUGGGGGCAUUGGCACAAAUGGAGAGGUCAUAGGUUUGAUUACCAGUGGGGGCAUUGGCACAAAUGUAUUAAUAACAGGACAGGUAAAGCGGCAUACAGGACAGGUAAAGCGGCAUAACUGUGGUACUCCCAAGUGA
Ipomoea triloba (trilobed morning glory) is the source of this 1230-nucleotide messenger RNA. RefSeq names its product F-box protein CPR1-like. The coding region runs from base 1 to 1230 and encodes 409 amino acids. The transcript is spliced from 2 exons. NCBI's taxonomy places the organism in Eukaryota, Viridiplantae, Streptophyta, Magnoliopsida, Solanales, Convolvulaceae. The record is from RefSeq and is a predicted model, not a curated record. Gene Ontology annotation, molecular function: protein binding.